AUGUCUCUAACAGUGGGCUUGGCUGAUGUCUUAUUCGGAUCAUGGAAUCUGGAGAAAACAGACGCCUUUAUGACAUAUUGGGUUCCAACUUCAUAUAAGAUUGCUGUAGCAUAUCUGUCACUAAUCUAUUUGGGUCAACGAUUUAUGCGAAAUAGAAAACCAUUCGAGUUAGAUGGCACGCUAGCAGCAUGGAAUUUCAUGUUUUCAUUAUUCUCCGGUGUAGCCGCUUAUAAAUUAAUUCCUGAAUUAAUCCGAACGUUUCGGGAAGACGGUUUCGUAGGUUCCUACUGCUACAAUAACGAUUACUACACGGAUGCAUCGACGGGUUUCUGGGGAUGGGCGUUUGUCAUGUCGAAAGCUCCGGAACUCGGAGACACCAUGUUCCUUGUACUCAGGAAGAAACCAGUAAUCUUCAUGCAUUGGUACCAUCAUGCACUUACAUUCGUCUAUGCUACCAUAACCUACUCUGAACAUCAAGCCUGGGCCCGAUGGUCGCUUGCUCUCAACCUUACCGUACAUACCAUCAUGUACUUCUACUUCGGAGUUCGAGCGCUGAAGAUCGAUACCCCACGGCCGGUGGCGAAAUUCAUAACUACAAUCCAAAUUGUACAAUUCGUAAUCAGCUGUUAUAUAUUCGCACAUCUUGUCAUCAUCAAAAGUUAUAAUCAAAUUCCGGGCUGCGCUGUAAGCUGGAAUGUCCUAUCAAUCGGUGGUCUCAUGUAUCUCAGCUACCUCUACCUAUUCGCCGAGUUCUUCUAUAAUGCCUAUAUCAAGAAACGAUCACCCACAAAGAUCAAGUCUCAGUGA
This is a messenger RNA of Haemonchus placei, 807 nucleotides long. The record is from the annotation of a GenBank genome assembly. Lineage: Eukaryota; Metazoa; Nematoda; Chromadorea; Rhabditida; Trichostrongylidae.